AUGGACAUAAAAGCGUGUAGUACAUUUCGUGAAAUUGAUGAACUUUUUACUAACUAUGAGGGCAAUGAUGAACAAUUUAACGAUGCCUAUGGAUCAUAUAAUAAUUAUUGCCCUGUAAAAAAUGGAUCUAAAAGAUGUGAAACUGAUUUUGAAAAACUGAGCGCCAUUUCUGGACAUGCAUAUACGGAAUUAAUGCAAAAUGAUAAUAUAGAUCUACAAAGUGAAAAUGACCUAAGUGCUGAUUUUUUGGUCAUGGGAUUGUCUGAUAGAUUAUAUAAAUUAUCAAAAGAUCAUACUUUAUCUAUAAAAGAUGCAUUUACGAAAUAUUUAGGUAAACAUAUGGGGAGUUUUAAUUAUUGGAAUAUCUUACUUAAUAAAAAGUAUUUUAGUGGUUCUAACAUUGGUGUUAUGAAUGGGUUUUAUUUUUUAUUUAAACAAAUUUGUGAAGCAAUUAAUAGAAAUAACGAAUCUAAUGUGGAACAAUACCAACAAAUAAGAGACAUUACCCAAUGCUAUAUUAUUUAUAACACACUUUAUAAUUACCUUAAUCAAUGUGAUCCAUAUCUUCAAUUAUUGAAUCAUUCAAAAACAUUAUAUAAUGAGUUUAUAGAAGCUGUUAUUAAACACAAUAACCACGAUGAAUCCGUACGUGAUCAGAUUAUAAGACUUUCACAUAUAGAUACAACCAAGUUUGGAUAUGAAUUCAAUACUGAAGGAUGCACAAAAUUGCAUAAAAAGUUAACUAAAAAAUCUCCCAAAUUUAUAAGAACAGUAAUUAAAAUGUUAGAGGAUGAUGAAAAAAGAAAGAACGGUGAUGGGUCUCAAAGUACAGAAGAUAAUGACGACGAUGAUUUAUUUGAAGAUGAUGACGAUGAUGAUUUAGAUGAAGAAGAAGAUGAUGAUGAGUUGGAAAAUAGACUGCAAGGAACACCACCAGUACCUGCACCAGUAUUGACCACACCAAUUCAAAAAGGAUCACCCGAUUUUCAAGGUGUAUUAAAUGCUCCAGAGGGUCAAUUACCAAAUCAAGAUAAUUCACAAAAAAGUUCAGAUAGUGGCCAAGAUAAUUCAGCAAGUCAAACAAAAGAGCUCGGGGGAGAUAUAGUAGAUAAACCAGAACAAUCACAAUAUGGGGAACAGCAAAAUUCAGGCUCUAAACAAGGAGAUUCAAGUGGUAGGACAGGUGAUCCCCCAUCAGAACCACAUCCACCAAGUCAAGACGGCAAAUCAGAUAUAAAAAAUUCCCUAAAUCAAUCAGAAACAUCAAAUAUAUCAGAAGGAUCUUUUGGGUUCUGGUCCUCAUUUCUUAGUCUCCUAUCAAAUGGAACGAAAAUUUUUAAUAGAGCUUCCGAUUUUAUUGAUCAAAAUCAGCAAAGGAUUAAUGAUGCUAAGGACAAAAUCAUUGGUGCAUAUAAAGACGAUAUGGAUAAUUUAAAAACUAUUUACAGUGCAUCUAAUGAUUAUUUUAACAGCAUUAUUGAUAAUAUAACUACUCAACUUAAUCAAGUUGGCACUCCUAAAUCAAGCAGCUCAGGAUAUAACUUACCACAAAGUAGUGAUCAACCAAAAAAAACAGGAAACCCAUUAACACCUCAACCAUCAGCUCCAUCAAUAGAUUCACCAGCAAUUAUACCGCCAAAUCCAUCGCAACAAAACCAAUCAUCUCCACAGCCACAGUCUACCACGCCGGUUCCCUCGAAAACCGAUACAUCUACUCAAAAAACAACUUCCCUAAUAAAUGCUCAAUUGUUAAAUUCACCAAAUUCUGACCCCAUUUCGAGACCCCCCUGGAAUAUAAUUCCAACUACGUGGAAUGGAUCAGGGGAUUGUAAACCUAAAAUAAAAUUUAUGAAUGCCACAUUAGUGUGCUGCACAUCUGAUCAGUGUAGUUUAACUGGAGUUUCAAUUACAUUUGUUUUAAUACCCAUUAUUAUAUUAAUUUUGUAUAAGUAUUUUCCACGUGAAUGGACAACAAAAUCGGAAAAAAAAAACAUGAAAAGAGUUAUAAAAUUAGUUGACGGAAGCAAAAAGACGCAAAUAAUUAUCAAUUCAUAUUAUAGGAAGAAAAACCUAAAACCGGUUAUAAAUUCAGUUGUCAAAAAAAAAGAUCCACUAUUAAAUAUAUACAAACAUAUGCAAGCUGAUCCUAUACCAUUUAUUAAUUUAUUUUUUUUGUUAAUUUUUUUUGUCUAUAAAAGAAAAUCUGAUUUUUUGGAAUUAUAA
This is a messenger RNA of Plasmodium vinckei vinckei, 2223 nucleotides long. Its product is annotated as PIR protein CIR protein. The coding region runs from base 1 to 2223 and encodes 740 amino acids. The transcript has 3 exons. Lineage: Eukaryota; Apicomplexa; Aconoidasida; Haemosporida; Plasmodiidae. The record is from RefSeq and is a predicted model, not a curated record.